AUGAUAGCUCGGAGAGCUCAGUAUGGCCGGCGUCUCGCGACAAUGAUAGCUCGGAUGGCUCAGUAUGGCCGCUGUCGCGCUACAACGAUAGAUCGGAUAGCUCAGUAUGGGCGCUGUCUCGCUACAACGAGAGAUCGGAUAGCUCAGUAUGGGCGGUGUCUCGCUCCAAUGAUAGCUCGGAUACCUCAGUAUGGCCGGCAUCUCGCUACAACGAGAGAUCGGAUAGCUCAGUAUAGCCGGAGUCACGCGACAAUGAUAGCUCGGAUGGCUCAGUAUGGCCGGAGGAUAGCUACAAUGAUUGCUCGGAUAGCUGAGUAUGGCCGGGGUCUCCCUACAAUGAUAGAUCGGUUAGCUCAGUAUGGCCGGCGUCGCGCUACAAUGAUAGCUCCGAUAGCCCAGUAUGGCCGGAGUCUCGCCACAAUGAUAGCUCGGAUCGCUCAGUAUGGCCGGUGUCUUGCUACAAUGAUAGCUCGGCAAGCUCAGUAUGGCCGGGGUCUCGCCACAAUGAUAGCUCGGAUGGCUCAGUAUGGCCGGAGUGUCGCUACAAUGAUAGCUGGGAUAACUCAGUAUGGCCGGCGGCUCGCCACAAUGAUAGCUCGGAUCAUACACACGAGGCCGAUCGCUCGCUGCCCUCUCACUGUCCCGCCUCAGCAACACACACACAGGUCUUGA
Molecule: messenger RNA, 672 nt
Organism: Mizuhopecten yessoensis (Yesso scallop)
Lineage: Eukaryota; Metazoa; Mollusca; Bivalvia; Pectinida; Pectinidae
Exons: 1
Coding region: 1-672 (223 amino acids)
Source: RefSeq, a predicted model, not a curated record